Fundulus heteroclitus (mummichog) is the source of this 2058-nucleotide messenger RNA. It is a transcript of the gene sepsecs, whose product is annotated as Sep (O-phosphoserine) tRNA:Sec (selenocysteine) tRNA synthase. Lineage: Eukaryota; Metazoa; Chordata; Actinopteri; Cyprinodontiformes; Fundulidae. The record is from RefSeq and is a predicted model, not a curated record. Gene Ontology annotation, biological process: conversion of seryl-tRNAsec to selenocys-tRNAsec; selenocysteine incorporation. The transcript has 12 exons. The coding region runs from base 410 to 1870 and encodes 486 amino acids. Gene Ontology annotation, molecular function: O-phosphoseryl-tRNA(Sec) selenium transferase activity; tRNA binding.
ACGUGAUCCUCGCACUGAAGUCACAUGACAGCGGGGCGCCGAUGUCAGGUAGUUGUUUUGCCCCCACCGUAGUAGUAGCAACACAUGUCCCUGUGCUGUCUGUGACUGCGAGGAGAGAAAACAAAAAGACUGCGAGGAGAAGGCUCUCAAGGGGAAAGAACAUAAGACGACGGUCGCGUUUUAAAGCGGGACCGAAGUCAGGAAUCACGGGGAAAGCAUUAGCUUAGCAUUAGCUUAGUUUAGCCUAGCAUUAGCUUAGCAUUAGCUUAGCUUAGCAACCAGCCGGUGGGAGCCCUGCUGCUGCUGCCAAGCUGAACAUGAGGCAGCAGCCUGUCAGGCUGUGACCACACUGCUGAUUCCUCUGUUAAAGGGACCUUGUCAGCUGCUGGUGGUCGUGUGUUCAGCAGGGAUGAACGGCGAAAACAUCACCCUCAGCGAGAAGAUCGUGUCGCCCUCCUACGUCCGGCAGGGCGCUCAGGCUCGCCGCGGCCACGAGCAGCUCAUCAGACAUCUCCUGGACCAGGGCAAGUGUCCGGAGGAAGGAUGGAGCGAGAGCACCGUGGAGCUCUUCCUGAGCGAGCUGGCCGUGAUGGACAGCAACAACUUCCUGGGCAACUGCGGCGUCGGGGAGAGGGAGGGCCGCGUGGCGUCCGGCCUGGUGGCCAGGAGACAUUACAGGUUGAUCCACGGCAUCGGGCGGUCGGGCGACAUCGCUGCCGUUCAGCCCAAAGCGGCGGGAUCCAGUCUGCUUAACAAGCUCACGAACUCUGUCGUUCUGGACGUCUUGAGGAUUUCAGGUGUUCGCAGUGUGGCUAGCUGCUUCGUCGUUCCCAUGGCAACAGGGAUGAGCUUGACCUUGUGCUUCCUGACGCUCCGUCACCGCAGACCCAAGGCCCGCUACAUCAUCUGGCCUCGCAUCGACCAGAAGUCCUGUUUCAAAUCCAUGAUCACGGCAGGAUUUGAACCUGUGGUUGUGGAGAACGUCCUGGAGGGCGACGAGCUGCGAACGGACCUAGAGGCGGUCCAACGCAAGAUCGAGGAGCUCGGAGCAGAAAACGUCCUGUGUGUCCAUUCGACAACGUCUUGCUUCGCUCCGCGGGUUCCCGACAGGCUCGAAGAACUGGCCGCUAUGUGUGCCAAAUACGACAUCCCUCACAUCGUCAACAACGCGUACGGCGUGCAGUCGUCCAAGUGCAUGCAUCUCAUACAGCAGGGGGCUCGUGUGGGAAGAAUUGACGCCUUUGUUCAGAGCUUGGACAAGAACUUCAUGGUUCCAGUAGGUGGAGCCAUCAUCGCAGGUUUUGAUGAGUCCUUUGUGCAGGAGAUAAGCAAGAUGUACCCAGGCAGAGCAUCGGCUUCACCCUCGCUCGACGUCCUCAUUACCCUUCUCACUCUGGGAGCCAACGGCUACAAGAAGUACCUGUCGGAGAGAAAGGAGAUUUACUCGUUCCUGGCCGAGGAGCUGAAGAGUCUCGCGUCCGCACACGGGGAGAGAUUGCUUCACACCCCGCAUAACCCCAUAUCUCUGGCCAUGUCUCUAGAUGGUCUGCAGGCCUCCAGCAACCAGGCGGUGACUCAGCUCGGCUCCAUGCUGUUCACCCGGCAGGUGUCGGGAGCAAGGGUGAUACCGCUGGGCAAGGAGCAGAUCAUAAGCGGACACACCUUCCGUGGAUUCAUGUCGCACUCCGAGUCGUACCCCUGCCCCUACCUCAACGCCGCCUCGGCCGUGGGCAUCACCCGAGGGGACGUGACGCUGUGCAUGAAGAGGCUCGACAAAUGUCUGAAAGCUCUGAAGAAAGAUGGGAAAGCAGCGGGAAGUAGCCCCACAGCAGCUCUGGCCAAUCAGGAGGCGCCGCUAACCAACGACUGAGGCCUCUGCUCCCUGCUACUUGUCCAGCUUUAUGCUUCAAUGUUUCCUGAAUGUUUGCUAACUAUCAGAUUUGUAAUUUAUAAAGGUUUUAUUUAUAACUGAAGCCCAUUUCACUGUGGAGUCUGGCUGCAGUGUUGUAAAACUGCAGUCGGUCCUUCUCUGGGAUUAAAAAGAAAAAAAAGGAUAAA